This is a messenger RNA of Lactuca sativa (garden lettuce), 615 nucleotides long. RefSeq lists its product as uncharacterized. The record is from RefSeq and is a predicted model, not a curated record. NCBI's taxonomy places the organism in Eukaryota, Viridiplantae, Streptophyta, Magnoliopsida, Asterales, Asteraceae.
AUGGGUGAUCUCCAAGUCGUCGGAGGAAUCAAGAAACUCAACAACAACAACUACAAAACGUGGGAAACAUGUAUGAAGUCCUACUUACAAGGACAAGAUCUAUGGGAGGUCGUUGGUGGAAGCGAAACUAUGCCACCAGAGGAAGACGUUAAUGGUACUUUGUGCAAAUGGAAAAUCAAAGCAGGAAAAGCAAUCUUUUCCUUGAAGACCACAAUCAAAGAAGAGAUGUUGGAGCAUAUUCAGGAUGAGAACACCCCGAAAGAAGCUUGGGACGCGUUUGUGAUGCUUUUCUUAAAGAAGAAUGAUACAAGACUACAACUUUUGGAGAACGAGCUAUUAUCAAUCUCACAACGUGACAUGACGAUUGCUCAAUAUUUCCACAAGGUCAAGUCGAUAUGUCGGGAGAUUACUGAACUAGAUCCGCAAUCCAUCAUUGCAGAAGCUCGAAUGAAAAGGAUCAUUAUCCAUGGACUGAGGCCGGAAUAUAAAAGCUUUGUUACUGUUGUACAAGGAUGGCCCGUUCAAGCAUCACUUGUAGAGUUUGAGAAUUUGUUGGCCAGCCAAGAAGCUAUGGCUAAGCAAAUGGGAGGCAUCACAUUGAAGAGUGAAGAAUAA